AUGCCUAACUUCACCGAUGGUAAUGACGACAUUGAUGAUUUUUUACGUAGGUUUGAGAAAUUAGCAGGUUUGCAAGGAUGGGAUUCGAAUGACUACCAUGUUUAUCUCGGUUCACUCUUGGGAGGUAAGGCCUUGCAAAUUUACGUAAGUUUGCCAGACGAUGUCUUGAAAGAUUAUAGACAAUUAAAAGAUGCAUUGUUGAAGGCAUAUAACGUUGACGCAGACUCCUAUCGUAAAAAGUUCAAAGAAAGUAAAGCGGGUGAAGACGAAACUUACGUUCAGUUAAUUACGAGAAUGACCCAGUAUUUAGAUCACUGGUUAAUAAUGAGUGAUGUGGAGAGGGAGUAUAACUCGUUGUUCGACUUCUUGAUACGCGACCAGCUGUUGAGUAAUUGCCCUCUUGACCUUCGCAUCUUUCUCAAAGAACGAACGUUCGUUAGCACAGUGGAAAUGGCCCAAGCAGCGGAUAGGUUUCGUUGCGCCCAUAGAGCUGUCAGAAGUCGUAAAACGCCUGUUAAAGACGACACUGCUUUCAAGAAAGACCCGAAUGUUUCCCUUAAGGAUGUGAUUUGUCACCAUUGUUCUAAGGGGGGUCACAUACGUCCUUCUUGUCCCGAACUUAAAUUCUCGAAAUCUAAGACUUUUCAGACAGUAAAUGCUGCAUUUAAGGCUGACAUAAAUUACGAUCAGGGUAUUACGUGUGAAGGAUCGUUGUAUGGCAAGCCGGUAAAUGUACUUUUUGAUUCAGGUUGCUCGUCAAUUAUAGUGAAGGAAUCGCUCGUGCCCGCCUCCGUCAAGCGAGGAAAGGUAGUUACACUAUAUGACUACCUGGGGGAGCGGCGCGAAUUCCCCACCGCACGUUGUCUGAUUAAGAGUAAAUUCCUGAAUGGAUGGUUUAACGUCGUGGUCGCUCCGAUAAAAUUCACGGAUAUCCUCGUCGGUAUGGUGCCGGGUGUCAAGGUGUCGAGCGUGAACAUACCGGGUAUAAAAGUAACCGAAACUCCUCAGAGAAGCGAUGUUAAUGCUGUCGCGACGCGGGCCGCCAAAGCGAAGGAAAAUGUCGGUCCGGAUAAAUUAAUUGUUCCUAACUUCAAAUUUGAGAACGUAUCGAAACAAGAUUUCAUAGAUGCUCAGUCUUCCUGCCCUUCUCUAGAACACAUUCGUUCUAAAGAAUUAAGUAAAGCCAUUGUAACUGUAAAAAGUCGCUCGGUAAAGUUCGAACGCGUGAAUGGGUUGAUCUACCGAAUCUGCGUAAAGAGUAAACACGAACACGAAGUCGGAGCAGGCGCAGAGAUCAAACGUUACUGUCGCUCUUGUCAUGCUUGCCAGAAAACCGUUCCUAAGGGAAAGAUCAGAAAGGCGCCUAUGGUUCAGAUGCCAAUCAUUAGCGAACCGUUUUCCCGAGUGGCGAUUGAUAUCGUCGGGCCGAUCUCCCCGCCCUCUAGCCGAGGCCACAAGUACAUGCUGACCUUGAUUGACAUGGCCACCCGAUUUCCCGAGGCAGUUCCUCUGAGAAAUAUAAAUUCGCAUUAUACACUAGUCCGUAUCACGCUUGUUGUAAUGGCACCGUCGAACGGUUUCACGCAGUAUUAA
Penaeus indicus is the source of this 1593-nucleotide messenger RNA. RefSeq lists its product as uncharacterized. Gene Ontology annotation, molecular function: zinc ion binding; nucleic acid binding. Lineage: Eukaryota; Metazoa; Arthropoda; Malacostraca; Decapoda; Penaeidae. Bases 1 to 1593 code for a protein of 530 amino acids. The transcript is spliced from 3 exons. The record is from RefSeq and is a predicted model, not a curated record.